AUGGCUAGCCUCAAGGACUUCCGCGUUUUGACGUUCGACGUCUACGGCACCUUGAUCGACUGGGAGACGGGCGUGCUGACAGCCCUGCAACCCCUCCUGGACGACAACAAGCGCACCGACUUCUCCCGCAAGCAACUCCUCGACGCCUACCACGAAUGCGAAGUCAAGCAGCAGUCCGCAACCCCUGGCCUCCCCUACUCGCAGCUCCUCACAGCGAUCCACCCCCAGAUCGCCGCCAAACUCGGUCUAGCGUCCGCCCCGUCCGCCGAGGCCUCAAAGGCCUUUGGCAACUCCGUCGGCGACUGGCCCGCAUUCCCGGACACGGUCGACGCCCUCCGCCGCCUCGGGACGCACUACAAGCUCGUUGUCCUCUCCAACGUCGACCGCGCCUCCUUCGCGCUCAGCAACGCGGGACCCCUCGCGGGCGUGCCGUUCGACCUCGUCAUCACGGCGCAGGAUGUGGGUUCGUAUAAGCCCGACCAACGCAACUUUGAGUACAUGCUCCGUGAGGUGAAGGAGAAGUUUGGGGUCGAGAGGCAGCAGGUGCUGCAGACGGCGCAGAGCCAGUUCCAUGAUCACCACCCGGCCCAGGAAGCUGGUAUCAAGUCAUCUUGGAUUGUGCGGCCUGGUGCGGUGAUGGGUAAUAGGGAUCGCGAGGUAUAUGACUGGAAAUUUGACACGCUGGGGUUGAUGGCUGAUUCACUUGAGAAGGAGCUGGCUUGA
Messenger RNA from Colletotrichum orchidophilum, 723 nucleotides. Its product is annotated as haloacid dehalogenase. The coding region runs from base 1 to 723 and encodes 240 amino acids. Lineage: Eukaryota; Fungi; Ascomycota; Sordariomycetes; Glomerellales; Glomerellaceae. The record is from RefSeq and is a predicted model, not a curated record. The transcript has a single exon.